Babesia bigemina is the source of this 3102-nucleotide messenger RNA. RefSeq lists its product as hypothetical. The transcript is spliced from 2 exons. The record is from RefSeq and is a predicted model, not a curated record. The annotation marks the transcript as partial. NCBI's taxonomy places the organism in Eukaryota, Apicomplexa, Aconoidasida, Piroplasmida, Babesiidae.
AUGGGAUUUUUGUAUCAGGUGCUUAAGGAUGUCAGCGAGAAACAGCCUUACAGUGUGGGUAAAACAACGUUAAUUAGUGCGACUAAAGAGAUUAGAAAAGAAAUUUGGAAUGGUCAUGAAGCUUUUAAAAGGUGUAUCCAAAAGGUCACCGGUAAAGUGUCGGCAUACAAUAUGAGUGUUAUGAAUUGCAAUGAUAGUUUGAAAAAUCUAAUCGAGAAGUUGAUAGAUUACUCAAAAACCGACGGAUCGUUGAUGAAAGGCGUUAAAAGCAUUGAUGCUGAUAAAGUGACUGGGACGUCUGGGAACGACGCACAGGUGUACCAGACUGAAAAGUUGCUGCUAAAUUGCAUUACAUACAUAAAAAAAUUCAACAGCGAUAUAGAUACAAACAAGCCACAAAACAAAAAAAUUAGAGAGGCACUCAACGAUCUUAAUUACAAGCUGCGUGACAAAAUAGACACUGCUCGUAAUGUUAUAAAAUAUGAGACUGAGCGUUUGACCAAGUUGUCGGCAAAGGAGUCUGACGAUUUGGGAACAAUGAAAGAAUUAAUAUCGACAAAACUUGAAAACGUCAAAAGCUGCGUGAAUGAUAAUAUAGAUAAAGAUGUAAAAUUGUUGGCGGACAGAUUAAAGGAGGCGGUUAAAAUAAUUUUGGUUUUGCUUGAAAAAAUUGAUACGAAUUUGACUAAGUAUGUUGGCGAAUUGGAAGCAUGUAUCAAUAGUGCGGACAGUAUGAUUAACAGUGCAAUGGAAGGGAUGCAGAAGAUGGAAAGAAAAGAGAUUGGCAGAUCGGCAACUAACGAAAUUUACACGUCGACUGACGUAUUAACGGCGUGGAAAGAUAGGCUUGACGCUUAUUGGAGAGACCUUUUAGCCUUGACUGGUCAGGUUGAUCAGACUAUUACGGAGCUCGGAGAACAAUUUGAAAAUCAGAAAGACAUUAAUAACAUUUUCGAUAAGAUAAAAAAUGAGAUGGUGAGUAUAAAAGGACAGGGAAGCACGAGAGCUACGAAAGGCCUGCAGGGUGUUUUGAAUGUAUUAAACACAUACAGUUAUCAGUAUGGCGCUGGAUUUGAAAAGACGGUGGAAGGGUGGCUAAACGACAUCGUGGGUGAGGAAAAGGGUAGAAAAGGAUGGUUACAAACUUAUGUGAAUGGGUAUAUCGCCAAUUACUUAGGCGGUGAAAACACUGGGAAGUUUACCGACAAAGGCAGUCAGGAAAAUAUAAACAAGGUUAUUAAAGAUAAGAUUAUGGAUCAACUCAAGACCUCCGGCGCCAAUAUUAUCGAUAUCACCGGUAAAAAGGUUCAACAAGAAAUUAAUGAUAAUGUCGAAAAUAAACCCAAAUCAACUGAUAACGUUGAAAAAUAUGUCGAAGCCAUCAAACUCGGUUGUAACAAUUUCGCAGAACAACUAGAGAGUAAGAUACAUGAAAAUGUGGGAUCCAUUGUCGGAGCAGUCAACAGUGCGGUAAACAAUGGCGUCGCCAUUACUAAAACUACUAAUCUUUCUGAGGCCAUCUAUGCCACCCUCUCAUUUCUCUCAUGUAAAUCUAGGCAGGUUGCUAACGAACUUCAUUCAUUUGCACUGGGGAACAGUAUUCGUGGCCGCCAAAGCAUCGCCCAAACCUUAGACACAGCGCUGUCAGAUGCUAAAAAGCUACAUCGUCAACUUGAAACAGCUACCGGGAAAUCUAACACAACUGAGAACUUUGCUGGUAAACUCGAUGAAACAAUCGAAGCUGUUAGAAACAGAGUUGAGGAUAUAACGGUUCAUGAGAUUAAAGCGGGCAUCAGUAGUAUGUCUUCCAAAAUAAAAAAAAGUCUCGAUGCAAUCACCGAGGAGUUCGCCCGUUCUGCUGCAGAUGUUAACAAAUUAUUGCAGACUCUUAAAAGUAAAACGAUCGGUAAGUCGACUGAUAUGAAAGUGGUUAAAGGCAGUCUACAAGAAAUCAAGGACAAUCUUCACAACCUCCGCACUGGUGACUUGGGACGUGCCAUUAAGAAAGCCAAGGAGUUCGUUAACGGAGCCGAUGAUGUACGCAAUAAAACAAUAGACGGACUUAAGGCACACGUUGGCACGAACGUGACAGAAGCCAAGGAACAUCUCACCAAAAAGGCCCGUAUAGAUUACGUUUCGUUUAUGGGAAAAUUGCAUGAAACAUUGACUACCAACAUCGUUCCUAAGAAAGAUGACUUAAAACUCGACACUCUGUCUGAGGCUUUCCAGAAUUUCUGCUCACCACUCCACGCCUACCUCAAAGAUGAGAUCGGCAGAGAGAACGACGCCAACCAUGCCAAGAAACACCCUUCGUCUCAGAGGCCAACAAACAACUACGCCGACGCCGUUACUUGCGUACAAAAUGAACUCGAGAAAUUAAUCCACCAAAUCAGAGCCGGCAACAGGUACGAUCAUCAUGUGCCCAGACUGCUGAACGGACUGACCGAUGCGAUCGAUGGCCUCCACCCUGAGUCAUUUUCUGAGCCGAACACUCCGCUGCUGGAAACCAUUGCCCACGGCCUCCGGGGUCUGGUGGGUGAACUUGGAAAGGCGUACAUUAAUAGAUAUGAUGGAGGCUCGGAGGGUAUGAUAUUAGUCGAUGCAAGAACUACGAAAGUUACGGAUGAUGGCAACAAGUGCGCUAAAGUGUGCCUGUCGCUGCUCUCCAUCCUGUAUUCCGAGUUCAAGACUAUACUUAAGUACUGCGUUGCAAGGUGUAAAAGCGAUCAAAUAAACAUAAACACAGAGCUCGGAAAAUAUUUCGCCACUCAAGGCUACAAGGUUACCGAGGACGGGAAGAAGCACUGGGAGCUGCAGGACAGUAAAGGCAUGACAGGACUAUUCAUCUGCAAACGUAUGUUCGGAAGUGAUGAACACCACUUGUAUUACAUUGAUAAAUCCAAGCAAAACGCACUGGAUACACUGCACGACUGUCUCCAGAUAUAUUACCAAGUCUGCCACGUCGCCACCUUCUCUGCGAAGAAACGUCCAUGUAACAUCUUCGAGAUGCUUUGCUGGAUGUCCGGGCUACCGUGCAAUAACGUGUUGACGAAAUGUUACAUGAGACUGUCAGUGAACUGUUCGUCGAUCCCAUUAACAGCC